UAUUGAAGUGAUGAGCAGCAGUUUUCAAUAUACCAACGACUCAAGAAGACGCAUUGGCGGAAGUUUGUUUGAAUACUUUCAAAGUUGGUCUCUCGUGUCAAUUGAUGUAGUACUCGAAAAAGAACAUUUUUGAGUUCGUUUUAGGAGCUUUGCAUUUUAUCUUGCAAUCUCUUCAAUAAUUUUGUGAUAAUACGAAUGAAAUAGAAACAGAUAAAAACAUGAAUAAAUCGUGUUAACUAAAGUUGUUCGAACACAAGUUGGCAUGUUAAGUGAUUUUUUUAUUUUUUCAACCUGUGGAUAUUAUUUCGAUUAGAUAAAACACAAUUAUACAGUUGUUAUUUAAAUAACAUCACCCAGGGUCGUAAAAUUUAAUUCUUUUUUUUCGUUGAAUACUUCGAGUGUUUGUUGUAAAAUUGUUAGUAAUUGAAUUUUUGAGUGGUGGGUUUUAUGUCAUACAAACGAAUUUUUUGAAAAGUUGUAAAAGUACUACAAUUUUUUUUGUUUUUUUUUUUUGCAAUAUCAUCCUAAUUUCUAUAAAAUUGAUGAAAUAAAUCAAAUUCCAAAAUGGUGGAGACAACAACAAAUAACAAUGAAAAUGCAGAAUUCAUUGUUAAAUACAAACAAGAUUUCUACGAUAUAACGAAAUUUUUGAAAAAUCAUCCUGGUGGAAUUAACACCCUUAAAGGUCUCAAUGAAGGCGAUAUGACAGAAAGAUUUAUGAAAGCUCCACCACAUUCGGAUGCAGCAAUGUAUUUGAUGAAUGAAUAUAAAAUCGACAGUGAUAAAAUACCAAAGAAUGGCAAAAAAAUAGCUAACGGUGAUACUAAUAAUAAUCCUAUAAAUGUGAAGCUAGAUGAUAGUAUGGAGCACUUGGUUGAUUGGGACAAAGCAAUGGUUCCUCAGAUUGCAAAAAUCACCGCACAUUACGAUGAAUGGGUUCAUAAGCCAGUGGAUCGGCCGCUUCGUCUAUUUGGACCAUGGUAUUUGGAGGCAUGUACAAAAACUCCUUGGUGGGUGGUACCUACCUUUUGGGUCCCCGUCAUAUUGUACUGUAUAAUCGAUAGAUUUUCAGAUAGCUGGUAUAGAGGAGAAUAUAUAAAGCUUUUUGGACUUUCACUCUAUUUUGGAGUUGGAAUUUUAUUUUGGACUCUUCUCGAGUAUUCUCUUCAUCGUUGGCUAUUUCAUAUGAAGACGAAAGAUACACAAAGUAGUGCCGUUUGUACAAUUCAUUUCAUGCUACAUGGACUACAUCACAAAGUUCCUUUUGACCCACUACGAUUAGUGUUCCCACCUUUACCUGGAGUACUUUUAGCUUCAAUUAUUUAUUUACCCCUUAGUUUCAUGCUGCCAAAUCCAAGAGUUGUACUUGGAGGUGCAUUGUUUGGAUAUCUCUGCUAUGACAUGAUGCAUUACUACCUUCAUUAUGGUAGCCCAACCAGGGAGCAUUUGUAUUACAUGAAAAGAUACCACUAUCAGCAUCACUUUGCCCACCAAGAUCUUGGCUAUGGUAUCAGUAGUCCCCUGUGGGACUUUGUAUUCAAUACAAGGAUUCAUUUGCGAAAAUUGAGAUACAUUUUGAAAUGGAAGUAAAGCGAAGAGUACCGUCACGGGUUUAAAAUUAAGUUUUUUUUUUAGUUUUUAAGUUAUUUAAAAUGUUUGUUUAAUACAUGACUGCUUGCAGUUGUAUAACCCAAAAGUGGUUCUUCUGCCAACAAUUAUAAGGAUCGAUUUAUAUUUAUUUCUUGAACAAAAAUUGUGUGCCGUAAAACUGGAUUUUUUGUUUUACAAUCCCAAACAUUUUUUUAGAAAUAAAAUUUGAAUAAAAUAUUA
Molecule: messenger RNA, 1830 nt
Organism: Episyrphus balteatus (marmalade hoverfly)
Lineage: Eukaryota; Metazoa; Arthropoda; Insecta; Diptera; Syrphidae
Gene: Fa2h
Exons: 4
Coding region: 565-1590 (341 amino acids)
Biological process (GO): lipid biosynthetic process; fatty acid metabolic process
Cellular component (GO): endoplasmic reticulum; membrane
Molecular function (GO): iron ion binding; fatty acid 2-hydroxylase activity; heme binding
Source: RefSeq, a predicted model, not a curated record